AUGUCUACUUCCAAGCACAUCUCUUCAGUUUCAGAGCUAAUAGAUUUUGGUUGGGGGAAAAACAAUCAUUUUCCCGAAAUUCAUUCACCAUAUGAGUAUGCCGGUAGCACAAGGUACCGGAAGCCAGAUACACAUUCGACCGAUAGACUCAGCGAGUUGCCGGACUCAGUACUCACUCACAUUCUCUCCGUACGAACCAGCAUUCUCGGUCAAAGAUGGAGAGGGUUUUGUUGCUUCAUAAAGUGCACAACAUCAACACUUUUCAACGAGUUUCAAAUCGAGACAUGGAUUACCUUUGCCAUUGACCGCAAUGUGCGGAGCAUCGAUCUUCACUGCUCCGAGUUGGACGCUCGUAUGCCUCGUUGCCUCUUCAACUGCAGAACCCUCGUCGAAUUGAGGCUCGAAUUUUGCGUUAUCACCGAUGCUUACGAGUUCCUUACUUACCUACUCUCCGGUUCUCCGGUUAUCGAGGAGUUGGUAUUCCAAUCGACCAAUGACUUUGAUUCUUUUAAAAUAUCUUCACCCACACUCAAACGGCUCACACUCGGUCUUGCUAUUUUCCGGUCUGACGACCUUGACUGCAUGUUGGAGUCAGAUACCCCUGCACUUGUUUAUCUCCGGUCAGUUGAUUUGUCAGCCGGUCGUAUCAAAUCUGUGGAGCUAACCUCAUUAGUUGAAGCAAAUAUCCAUAUUUUCAAUAAUAUCAAGCCACAAGACAGUUUUAUUUAUUCUCGACUACUGGUGGAACUUAUCGAUAGGCUCCGUAAUGUGAAGUGCCUGAAAUUAGUUCUAACACAUAGUACAGAGGUUUGCGUUAAAUCCAUUUAUCAGCUCAUUGUAUAUAUUGAUUGAUUUAGUGAUGGUAAAAUCUUAUACUGACUACGUGCUUGUUUUUUCCAGAUUAUUGGUUCACUAUUCUCGGAGAGGAAUAUAAGUUUUCGUAACUUAACCAACCUCGAGUUGACUACUAAUUGCCCCUUUCUCUUGAAGUUUCUUGAAAACGCCGAUAAUCUUAAAAUCCUUACUCUCCACGAGGUUUGUUGGCGCAACAAAAGAUAAUACAAUUUUUCUCUCGUUUAUGUCCUAUUUAU
Messenger RNA from Erythranthe guttata (spotted monkey flower), 1091 nucleotides. The record is from RefSeq and is a predicted model, not a curated record. NCBI's taxonomy places the organism in Eukaryota, Viridiplantae, Streptophyta, Magnoliopsida, Lamiales, Phrymaceae.